Drosophila hydei is the source of this 1162-nucleotide messenger RNA. RefSeq lists its product as uncharacterized. The transcript has 3 exons. NCBI's taxonomy places the organism in Eukaryota, Metazoa, Arthropoda, Insecta, Diptera, Drosophilidae. The record is from RefSeq and is a predicted model, not a curated record. Bases 99 to 515 code for a protein of 138 amino acids.
AUGUGGUCUUCACGAUUUUCACUUGCUUUGCAAACACUUUCAACAUUUUUUUUGUAAUUUUUUAGACACCGUUUAAGUAGUUAUCCAAUUUUUCAAUCAUGAUUGCCUAUAUGAAGAAGUUUUUAUUUUGUAUCCCGCUGCGGGUCGGUAACAUUUUUAUUGGUUACUUUUGCAUCGUUCACGGCUUUGGUAAUGUUUGGAUAGUGAUACUGAAAUUCUCAAAUUUGUGCAAACGCUUGAUCUGGGUGUGGUUCCUGCAAUCGCAGAUAAAUAUCAUUGCGGGAAUUGUACUGCUGGCUGUCACCUUCAAUCCUCAUCUGCUUAACUAUAUGCUACCCAUUCAGAUUGUUGUUAAGCUUUCGAGUUUAAUUAUCGAAUUGGUAUUCUACCUGCUGCUGACCAGCUCUGAUCUCUCAAAUAAUAUAAUGUUCGCUUACUCUUUGGGCUCGAUUAUCAUAAAUCUCUAUUUUGUGAUUGUUAUUUUCUCCUUCUAUCACGAGACAAUACGUGCAUAAUACGUACUGGCAGCGUUGGGUCCAGGUCUGGACUUUCUUAUCACGGCUAAAAGCAAAUAAAAGAAAAGAAAACGGUAGUUCGUACGAUCGAUGUCGGCGGAGUUAAUCCCAGCGUGUAGCAUUUUGUGCUGUGAUUAAACGCAAAUUUAUUAGACAAAUGUUGCGCAAUUGGUCGCUGGCUAAAAACUUAAAACUGAAAACUGAAAACUAAAAGCUAAAAACUUGAGAUACAGCGCAUAAAUCGUGCGGGGCCAAUUGUCACCAGGCUACGGUCCGCAUCGCAGAGCGACAGCAUGAACAAACAACUGCAGCUAGAGCUUCAGUUGCAACUGCAAUUGGCUUAAUUAUCGUCGCACCGUUGCGCUACAUGCGUGCUAAUUGAGUGCGGCCAACCGACUGACCAACUGACCAACUGAGCCGAGCCGAGCCGAGCCGUUGAACUGGCGACGCGGACAUGGGCCGGGACAUACGUGCGACGUGGCGUCGAUGUCCACGUCCUGCUAUGAUAACAACAACGCGACGACAAACGCACGCUGUGCCCCAAAAUGAAAAUUAUGUUGCAAUCUCUCGAUGCCCAACGCUCAAGUGUCUGGCUGCCUGUGCUCACUGGUUCACUGAUCGGUGGGGGCCUUAAUUAAUUUCGUUGA